Molecule: messenger RNA, 4573 nt
Organism: Anopheles gambiae (African malaria mosquito)
Lineage: Eukaryota; Metazoa; Arthropoda; Insecta; Diptera; Culicidae
Exons: 2
Coding region: 1011-2108 (365 amino acids)
Molecular function (GO): protein binding
Source: RefSeq, a predicted model, not a curated record
CCUUCUCCGUUGGGUUGAAAUAUGCCCGGAAAACUCAUACUUCAAGCCAGCCUACCCCCGAAAGCCGACGCCGUUGGGCGCUACCGUUCCCAUUAGAACAAUCCACCUAGACAGACGGCAAAACGACCCCACUACUUGCUGCCAAUAACACGCUGCCAUCCGCUCUGCUUGCUCCAUCAUUAUUCCCGAUCGAGGGUUCCAAAGUCACGCCAUGCUGUGUCGGUCGCGAUUUUUUGUUUUGUUUUACGUCGAAGCCUUCAGUCAGUCUCCGUGUAAAAAUGGGCAAAAUCGUGAUUUGCACAGGGUUGGCUGGAAUUCUAGCGCACCAGCUGUGGUGGGGAACUACCCAGCUGGGAGGCUGGUUUGCACCAAAUCGCACACGAACAAUCGCGAUCGCCGUCACCACCACCAGAGCCGUCGAAGUUGGGUUGAAUGGGAAAAAUGCUUCUCGCUUAGAUGUUGAGAGUAUCGUCGCGAAAAGCCGCCAUCACUGAGUGGGGGAAUGGUUGCAGCAGUUCGGCAUGAUAAUAUGGGGCUUGGUGUGGACCGAGGCCCAGUCGCUGGGCUGUGCGCUAGCAUAUCCCGCCAAGUCAGGUGAGUUCGUCGUCGCACGAUCGACGCGUUGAUGAUUGUGGCGUGUUGGGUGCUGGCCCGGUGUCAUAAGUUUAGUAGACUGCGCCGCUUUUAGACGCUAGAGUGCAAAGCCACGUUCGUUGGUAGAACGAACUACGUGUUUGUGUGUGCGCUUUAGCCUUUAACUCAGUAGGCCGUGACCGUCAGGCCAGUUUGCAAGUGCGAUAGAAUGCAUUCAUGGGGGGCACAUGGUAGCCAACUUCCGGAUGCUGCGCUUCAUAGAGCGUGCUAAAUACGGCACCAUUAAUGGAAGAUGCGGUUCUGAUCAGUAAGUGCAGUGGUUUCACAGCUGGAAUUGUGCUAGUCGUUCCUCCGAGUGCGGAAGCAAACAACGUGUGAGGUUAUACGGAGUGCAUCCACAUCUAACCUCAUGUACGAUGGCAUCCAUCGCUGUGUUGCGCUUGCUUAAGUGUGUGAUUGUGAUAUUUGCCCUGAGCUUACCCGUCGAUUGUGCCGUCGUACGACAGUAUACCUGUGACAGUUACUUCCAAUCCUGGUGCCAGCUGCACAAUGCCACUGUACAUAUGGACACGGAUGUGCAGGCGAGUGUGUUCCCCCGCGUACGGCAGCUCGGCUUCAUUUACGGUUCCAUCGGCAACUUCACGCACACGUUCAACAACCAGCUGUUCAAGGCGGGAGUACUACGGGUGUUCGCACGGGGCACCCGGGUAACGACACUCACCAUGCCCAGCACGAUCGAGCAGCUCUAUCUGCGCGACAACGGUUUGCGGACGGUCGAAAUCGACCCACGGGCACGGUACAUCGUGCGCUACCUCCGGCUGCAGAUGAAUAAACUUCGCUCGAUCGCACACUUCGAACAUCUUACGCAGCUGCACGAGCUCAAUCUGUGUGACAAUUUGAUCGAAGCCGUACCGCUGGAUACGUUUGCCACCAUGCCAGCGCUGCGCCAGCUGAUCCUGUGCGGCAAUCACAUCAAGACGCUCGGUACUACGCCAACCGUAAUCCAGCUGCCCGCACUGACGCACCUAGACCUCGGUGGCAACUUUCUCGCAAGCCUCCCGCUCGAACGGUGGCAGCUGCCACAGCUGAUUAACCUAAGCGUGCGCGACAACCUGCUAACCACACUGGACAGUGGGCUGCUCGUGUGGCGGUUUCCUCUGCUACGCAUACUGGACGCAUCGGCGAACGCACUCGAUUGCCAUUCGUACCACCAAGCACUGCAAACGUUUGUGAAUCGUUCCGUGGUGCAUCUGAUCGAUCGGCGCAUGUGCAGCGUGGACGAUGCGAUCGUGCUGGAUGCGGAGGAAAUGCGCCGUCCCAAUGGCAUCAAACCGGCGGCGGCGGAGGGUAAUGGUCCGCUGGAGGUACGCCAUCUGAAGGAACGCAUCUUUCUGCAGCAGCGCACCAUACAGCAGCAGCGGAUGGAAAUUGAGCAGCUGCGCGCCAACCUGACUACGCUGAUGGAGCAGUUCGAUCUGGUGGCUGGACCGGCAAGAGCGCUUGAUCCGUUCUAACGCGAAUACUUGGUGCGACGGUAGCAGUUGGAGGCAGUUACCCUUUAAAGAUAAACAUGCCACAAAGAGGAUAUCGGGUGAAACACACACAAACGCGUACAUUUAAAUGUGUUACUUUUGUGUACAACAUGUGUGUGUGUGCGUAUAACGAGUGGGUGGAAAACAGUUUUCCGAGUGUGUUUCGACCUUACUGCACCAAUCUGGGACAGCAGCCCCUUCAAAUGUGUCCAAUAUUUUACAAGCAAAUCGCGCUGCCACUUCUAUUGCAACCGUGCUCAACCUUCAAGUACUGUUAGUGAAAUAAUGACUCCAAGAUCGUCUAGCGCAGGGUCGACUUGCUUAAAGUCGGCCCGAGUGUGACUCUUCUGGGACGGUUGUUGUUUUUUUUUCUUCUUUUCUAUGGCCACAUUGUGUGACAUUCCAAUUUCUCAUCAGCUGAACCGGGCGCGUCGAUCGUGCUUUUUUUUUGGUUUGCUUCCUCUCUGUCGCUCACUCUACAUUGCCCCUCGUUUGCAGCAAGAAGUGAGGCAGUGUGUGGUGGUGCGCCAGCCAAAGUGUGACCACGGUAUGUCACGGCUGAUCUUCACGCGAUGUCAUUCGUCUGUGCGCGCCUGCAUUCUGCGUUAAUUAAUGGCCUUUAAACGGCAAAGUAACUUCAUGCGGUUGUUGUUCCCGUUUCGGUUCCUUUCCCCACUUUCUGUGACAACCGUGGCACAACCUCAGCUACUGUAGGCAGCGAACGACGUUGUCGUAGUAACCGGGUAGGUGCAAAGUGACCGAACAUCACUCGCCGGCCCCCUAAUGGACAAUCGGUUCGUAAACCGGCCAACAGGUGAAUUCUCACAAAAAAAUGCUAUCGUUUUACUCGUUUACGGGCGCGCUUUAAACCUUCACAUUUUGGGGACGAGCUUUUGUUUGCCAAACAAACGUUUUGGCUAGCAGCGAUUAGAAAUGUACAAUUAUGCAAACAAAUAGUAACGUAAUUCCUUAUCUCACCGAACAGACCGUCUAGCGCGCGUCUGGUUGAUCAAACACAAUUUGAAUCAUUUCGUUGUGCAUUGCGCAAGAGAUUAUGGAAAUGGAUGUAUUUAUUUAAAGAUAUAAUUUUGAAGUGAUUGUACUUACUUUAUUGCAGGCUUUUUUUUCUUUCGAUUGUAAUAUGUAUACUUUUAUGCAUUUUUGUUAUACAACUUGUGAAUAAUGUUCGUGUAUAAAUGCAUGUGUAAAUGUAUGUAUAUUUACAUGCAAAUAGAAAUAAAACAAUGAGCAUUUAUAUGUAAUUCUUUUCAUUUUAAAUAUAUUCCCAAUAUACAUGACAUCGCACUCGCUUAUCAGUUCUGUAUUGAUUACUUCCGAUUUUACACACAUGGUAAACAGGCAUGGUUAAUCACUUUGGCAACUUUUAAAGUCCGUCUUACAGUGUUGUAGCCAAUGGAAAUGAUCUUUCUGUUUGCUCCCUGCACACCAACCCUUAUCUAAUAUCCAUGUAAUGAUAUCUAAUCCCGUAUGCAAAUAGUGGGCUUUUAUUUACAGCUACCAGUGCAUCUCACGACGCUACACUUUCGAUUUCAUCCAUCAGCGCUUAUCCUUACCCACGACGCUCGCACACGUGCGUAUGUUUACUAAAUUAAUCCCACUACUUGGCCCACUAGUUGGUCGGUGCUGUUGUAACGGGCGUACACCUAACCGUAACACCCCUACUUUUCAUCGCCCGCGAAGAAGUGUUCCCCGAAAUGAGCGGAUGAUUAAUGUGGCCUAUCGAAGGCACUCUGCUAGUCACUGUCUAGAAAACCAAAAGCACGAUCGCACCGAAGGAACGAUCAAAUGAAGCAAAUGUGUGCGCCACUACCGGUCCAAAUGUCGGCAUACAUCUUAUCGUGUUAUUUCGUGAUAGGACGAUUUAAUGCGUCUGUUACGGCCUGUUACGUUCCGACGCCAAACGACGCCACCAUUCCAUCAACCGUGUAUUCUUGCAAUUUUGUACGGGGGAAGAGCAUCUUUUUAAUGUUUGUCGUGUUUUUCUUGCGAUCGUAAACCAUGCUGCUUGUCAUAGCAAUGGCAUUUGACUGGAACCGUCAGUGCCUCAACACAUUUAUGCAAACCAUUAAUUGUUGAGGGUAGAGGUUUCCGUAUUGCGGGCCGUUUUACAGACACUGUGUAUUAGCGGAUGGUUGUCCUCUGCAGAAGCCUAUGAUCGCUUCGGAUGGAUGCAAGAAGGAAAGAGCUGCCAUUAAAUAUGAUGUUUAAACUGUCCAGCAAGAACGAUUCUUAAACAGGCACUGUUUACUGGGAAAGGUUUUAAUAGCUUUUAAAUGAAUGAUCAAGAAGGGAACCACAAUUCUUUAUUUUUCAAAUUCAUCACAAAUCUGUCAUUUCUAAUGAUAAUUGCCAGCCAUAUACAUCGCUUAAUUUCUAAUUAUAUUUCGUAAGCCCUCUCCAUUUGUAUAUUAUUAUUUCGUUUUUGC